Cloeon dipterum is the source of this 774-nucleotide messenger RNA. RefSeq lists its product as uncharacterized. The record is from RefSeq and is a predicted model, not a curated record. The transcript has 2 exons. NCBI's taxonomy places the organism in Eukaryota, Metazoa, Arthropoda, Insecta, Ephemeroptera, Baetidae. The coding region runs from base 153 to 599 and encodes 148 amino acids.
UGCCAGAGAUGUGGUCGACCUUGGCAGUGAAAACUGUAGUGGAGGCUGUGAGGGCCACCGCCCCGCGGAUGGUAUAAAACCCCCGUCCCUGGAGCGUAUUGUCACUUCGAAACUAGCUCACACAGCAAGUCCGACCUCAACUCUCUAGCAUCAUGAAGGUGUUCGCUGUCCUCCUCUUGGCCGUUGCUGCCGCCAACGCUACCUUUGUCCCCGCGGUCAACACCGCCUACGUCACAUCCGGCCAGGUCGGAGGUGCCUUCGCCUACACCGUUGCUGAGAACAAGGUUGUGCCUGCUGUCGCUCCCCUCGCCUACUCUGCCUACACCACCUACCCCUAUGCCUACAACUACGGCGUCUUCGCCCCCGCUGAGGUGAAGGCUGAGGAGGCCAAGCCCGUCGAAGUCAAGGUUGAGGCUAAGGCCGCCGAUAUGAAGAAGGAAGCCCCCGUCGUCGGCUACUACGGUGCCUACCCCUACGCCGCCUACCCUUCCGCUGCUGCCGCUGCUUAUCCUUACAACACCUAUGCUUACGGAGCUGCCUACCCUUACGCCGCUUACCCCUACUCCGCCUACCCCUACACCGCUUUCUACAAGAAGUAAGAAAGUAACGCAACUGACUGCUGACGACUGAUUUCACGUAAUGCUCACUUUGUUUUGUUGAUUGUUACACCGUUGACGUUUUGCAAAAUGUGUUCAUAAAUCAAAUUUUUGCUUGAGUCACGAUAACGACAGAAAUUUGCCCAUAAUUCAAUAAAGUACAACACCUUCACGCAAA